AUGCCUACCCAGCCUCGUCGUCGUUAUCAACAAGCUCGAUAUGAGCAACCAGAUAUUUUUUCACUAAUAUUUAUUAUUGAUAGUUUUAAACUAUUCUGGCAUUACCAUAUUACACCUGAAAUAGCUAUAUAUGCCUUAAAAUCUAUACGUGAUCUUGUAUUCAUGAUUACUGAAUUACUGAUUGAAAAUACCAUGAUACAAGUUAUAUCAUUAUUAGAACAUGAUCGAACACCACUUCGUGAUUUAGCUGAAGAAUAUUUAAGUAAUGCAAAUCGAACAUUUAUGGAAUUUGCUUAUAUUGGUGAAAGUACAUAUCAAGUUGAUACGAAUAGUGUUUUAUUUUUAUGGAUUUUGUAUUGUUUUUUACAUGGACCAAGAGGAUUAAAAGUUUUACAAAAAGGUGUUCGAUGUUUAACUAUAGCACGAGCAAUUCGUGUUAUUACAUUUUCAAUGACUAUUUUACCUAAUCCAAAUCCAAAAUGUAAUUUUACUGGACCAGUUGAUCCAUUCAAUUUAAGUCCAGGUGGUGCAUGUAAUGAUUUAUUAUAUAGUGGUCAUGUCAUUGUUUAUACAAUAUCAGCAGUAGCUGUGACAAUUCUUUGUUCAUCAUAUCCAUUUGCAUUAUUACGUUUAUUAAUACGUUUAUUUAUAUGGAUUCAAGUUAUUCAACGAAUGAUUCGAGCUGUUGUUGAAUUUCAUCAUUAUUCUGUUGAUAUGUUUCUUGGUUUAUGUGUAACAUUAUUUAUAUGGCAUGCAGAUAUACUUUAUUAUGAUCUACCACGUUUACCAGAACCAUUAUAUCCACAUUUAAAAAGACUUAUAUUUCCAUAUGAUUCUGAUGGUUCUAUUGAUCGAUAUGUUAAUCAAUGUGGCUUAGUUUAUAAACGUUUUAAACGACAACCUUUAAAAACAGUGAUUUGUCCUGUUAAAAACUUUCCAGUUUUAUCACCAUCAACAGUUCAUUUGAAACAAAUUUAA
Molecule: messenger RNA, 978 nt
Organism: Rotaria sordida
Lineage: Eukaryota; Metazoa; Rotifera; Eurotatoria; Philodinida; Philodinidae
Source: the annotation of a GenBank genome assembly